Penicillium psychrosexuale is the source of this 894-nucleotide messenger RNA. RefSeq lists its product as uncharacterized. The transcript has 6 exons. The coding region runs from base 1 to 894 and encodes 297 amino acids. NCBI's taxonomy places the organism in Eukaryota, Fungi, Ascomycota, Eurotiomycetes, Eurotiales, Aspergillaceae. The record is from RefSeq and is a predicted model, not a curated record.
AUGUCCGAUGGCUCAGACUCAGACUCCACCGACAUCGAGUUCUUCCGGGCACUACCCGAUGACACAUAUGAAGCCAUCAGGUCAGAGGCCAGUGCUAUCCGGAGGAUCAUAAAAGAACAGAAGGAACUUCCCUUCAGGGUGAUCAAAUACUACUACUUCGAAAUGUCUCGCCGCAACACUACGCGGAUAUCACAUCAGCCAUGGCAGAAGGCGCAGUCGAUCCAUCCGGUAGGGUCCAAACGCGUCCGAGGUGUGUCUUCUUCAAAGCAGGCAGACGAUUCGUGGGCCCUUACGCAACCUGUUCCAGGUCGCAAUGCAAAAUGGCCGACCGUUGGGGUCGAAGUUGGAGUCUCUGAGACAUAUCGAAAGUUGAAGGCAGAUGCAUGGUGGUGGUGGCUUACAAACUCAAAGGGCGAUGUGAAGCUUGUGAUUAUCGUAUCUAUCAAUCGACAGAAACCUAAAAUUAAGAAGUCAUCGGUUUACAAUAUCUAUAAUCAGUGGUUGAAGUACAGUCAACUUCGUCUUCCUAUUGUAGACAAGCUUAUAGUAAUGCCUCAGGCGCCAACACCUCCCCGAAUCUUCCCUCACAGAAUUCACAUCCUCCAACACACCAAGCAAACCAUAAUAAUGUCAUCCCUCAAAGACCAGCAAAGAUACCGAUCCGUGGAUCCCAAAACCCGGCCUCCACGUCCAAUUCAACAACCCGCUGCUUCGCGGCUCCCUAAGGGGGUGGAUGAUAUCCGGAAGACAAAGGAGUACAAGACUGCUGCACGGAGAUGGACAACGACUAUUGUCGGACUACCGAUUGUAAUAUAUACAUCAUGGAUUCUUUAUGAGCGACUCUAUCUUGGCAAGAGUCCUAAAAGUCGGGAAGAUCAGAAACAGAAGGAUUAA